Molecule: messenger RNA, 1309 nt
Organism: Linum tenue
Lineage: Eukaryota; Viridiplantae; Streptophyta; Magnoliopsida; Malpighiales; Linaceae
Source: the annotation of a GenBank genome assembly
CACAUACAUAUAUGUUUGUUACACCACCAACACAAAGAACAACAACAAAUUUCCUUUCUAUUUCUUGCUAUCUCUCUCUCUCUCUCUCUCUUCUUAUCUUCUUCUACUUCUUCUCCUUCUUCUUUGUUGUCCAAAUUAAGACUUCGAGAUAGUAGUAAUAGGGUGAUGGGUAGAUCUCCUUGUUGCGAGAAAGAGCACACCAACAAAGGAGCAUGGACCAAAGAGGAAGACCAACGCCUCAUCAACCACAUCAAGCUCCAUGGUGAAGGCUGUUGGAGGUCUCUUCCCAAGGCUGCUGGUUUGUUACGAUGUGGGAAGAGUUGUCGGCUGAGAUGGAUAAACUAUUUAAGACCCGAUCUCAAGAGAGGAAACUUCAGUGAACAAGAAGACGAGCUUAUUAUCAACCUCCACAGCUUGCUUGGGAACAAGUGGUCACUAAUAGCGGCAAGAUUACCAGGGAGAACAGAUAACGAGAUAAAGAACUACUGGAACACCCACAUCAAAAGAAAGCUCUAUAGCCGUGGAAUUGACCCUGUUACUCAUCGUCCCGUCACCGGGACCACCACCAUCACAACCACCGUGGGGCCUACCACAACAAGACGUACCGCCAAUACCAACACCAACAACAACAGAAAACAAGCUUCCACCGUCGUCCAGACGAGCAAUCUCUUUUACGGCAAUACAAAUUGCUUCCAGUUGUUGGAACCAAUAGUGACGAAACAAAGUCCGUCACAAGAAUUUACAAUGAUGAUUGGCCACAAUACUGAUUCAGGCAAUACCGACAACAGUAGCAACAGCGACAACACUGGAGUUACGACGGAGGAAGCGAUGAAUGUUGCAGCCGAUGAAGAGAUCAAUUUGGAUCUCUCCAUCGGCCUUCCGAUGUCAUCAUCAUCAUCAUCAUCUUCAUGGCCAGAUUUGUUGCCAAAGACUGGGAGAGCAUGUUUGUGUUACAAGGAUGUUCUAGGGUUUCGUGGUAGUAGAGGUAGUACCAAUAGUAGCACCAACACUAAUAAGUUAUGUGGGUGUGGAUUAGAGACGGCCGCCACGGAAGAUCUAAGGGUUGUGCCGAAGUUAGCAUUAGCGACGGCUAGUAGUGUUUUUAGAUUUUAUAACGACGCUUAGUUAUCAUUUCUUCUAUAUUUUUUUUCUUCUUCUGGUUUUCUUUCGCAUAUACACGGGAACUUUCAUCGGCUUUGGAAAAACCUACGAAAUAGGAAAAACACGCCGGAGUAUAUUAUGUUGUAAAUAUUUAUAAGGCCACUUUGUGAGGGGUCGAGCUUCUAUGUAUUGUUAAAAAUGAGAUGAA